UUUAGGACCCAGAAGAGUACACUUGGCUUGCUAUAUAUAUUGGUUCUUCAGCGAAUGUUGAGAGAACUUGUUGGCAAAAGACAACAGAUACUCACGGAACCAUCUGGAAAGAAAAAUGGUUUUAGGAAUGCUUAUUCUGGCGGGCACUGGUGGUGCCGCUUUCAUUGCUGCAGCCCCCUUUGUUUUGGGGGCAGUGGGCUUCACCGCUGGUGGGAUAGUGGCCGGUUCUAUCGCUGCAAAGAUGAUGAGUGCCGCCGCUGCUGCCAGUGGAGGAGCUGUUGCAGCUGGAAGCAUGGUGGCUAUUCUUCAAUCGGCUGGAGCUGCAGGACUGUCUGCCGCUGCUAAUGCACCAGUUGGGGUUGGAGGUGCAUUAGUUGGUGCAGCGAUCGCAAUCUGAAGAGAAGAAUGGCCUAAAUAAAAUUGAACAAAUUACCGUUCUUAAAUUCUGAAAUUAAUAAAACUUACAUUGACUCAUC
Molecule: messenger RNA, 476 nt
Organism: Amblyraja radiata (thorny skate)
Lineage: Eukaryota; Metazoa; Chordata; Chondrichthyes; Rajiformes; Rajidae
Product: interferon alpha-inducible protein 27-like protein 2A
Exons: 4
Coding region: 116-397 (93 amino acids)
Biological process (GO): release of cytochrome c from mitochondria; intrinsic apoptotic signaling pathway
Cellular component (GO): mitochondrial membrane
Source: RefSeq, a predicted model, not a curated record